UCCAGCUGCUAUUGACCCCGAUGGCGAUCAAGGACAAACCGAUCACCGCAAAGAACCCGCAGGCCAACGCGAUCUGCGAGCGCGUGCACUUGGAAAUUAUGAACAUCCUUCGCGUACGCCCGGACCUGCAUGAUCAGCUGGAAGUCGCCCUCAACUAUUCUGCCUACGCCAUAUGGGCCAGCUAUCACUCCGUACUUCGAGCUUCCCCCGCUCCAUUGAUGUUUGGCGAGGACAUGAUCACGCGCGAGUUGCAUUUCGCCAACUGGAACUUCCACUCAAAGCAGCGAUUCAUGGCCAUCAUGCAGGACAACGAUCGUGAAACUAUGCGGCGACUGCAGCACUUCUAUCGUGUAGGUGACAACGUCAUGCUCCGUGCCCCUGCUCGUGAAAGGAAGAAAACCGACCCAGUCGCCAAGGGCCCGUUCGUCGUGAAGGCUGUCUACGACAACGGCAUUGUGCUCCUCGACACUGGAUCAAGCGAGUACCGAGUCAACAUCAGGCGAAUCUUCCCGUGUUGAUUUAACAGCACUGACAUCCUGGUAUGAGGGAUAAUGACAACUCCUUCUGCACCCUGUCGACACUAGCGCCUGUCCUCCCUGGCGUAAGGGUUGACUUCAUCUGGGUUUCGUUCUGGGUUCGUUUGAACCCUUGCUUUGGGUACACACGGUGCCUUCAAGGCGCUACAUGAGUAGUCUAGCUGCUAGGAGAUGCCAGGAGUAACUUCAUUCAAUCAAUCAGUUCUCAAUUCGACUCACAGGACUCAAGCGGCUUGGCAGGGCGACAACUUGUAGACGCGUAAACAGCUUGGCCUUGUCGCUCAUUUUAGGAGGAGGGGGGCUCGAACGUUGUCGACAAAAUGCGAAGAGAGAGUUUGUGGUUGAUACCGACUCGGUAUCAACCACAAUGAAAAAAUCGUAAUCUCACUGACAGAGACGGCACUGCUUAGAUCACCAUUCAUAUGCUGUCGAUCGCCAGCAAUGUUGUCUGAUCGAAGUCAAUCCCAAGAUAUGUUGCUCACGGGAGGUGAUAUCGUUCCCCGCUAACUGGCAGUUAUUAAUAGUAACUGCAGCGAGGCUAUUUACAAAUUCCUAUAUUAGCCGUACAGAUGCUAAAACCAAAAACGGGCUGCUGGUACAGAAGUAUGCUUUUGGGAUCGAUUUGCAUAUUUUGACAAGCGUUGGUACUUGUUAGCAUAGUUCGUAUGGGCUUCCUGUUUGGAGCCCCAGACAAGAACUGCUUCGCGAGCGUACUGCGCUGUCGAUAGCUCCACCAGCUCUGAAGGCAAGUCGACCACAACAGUGCAAUACUUGUACUCACUGUCAUAAGCUGCAUACUAAGACGUAAGCACGAUUUUACAUCCGCUUAGGUUGUCAUCGAUCCUCUUUGGAAGAUCAUCGAUCCGCUUCGGUAGUGUCAUCGAUCAGUUUGGUUAGAUCAUCAAUCACUUGUGUCGAGCAUUCGUAAGACAGUUUGACGACAACUCAAAUCUAGUGAUUUGAUUCGCGAAUAGUACGACUUGCCAAUUCUGUUGGCACUGCCAGGCGCAGAGUGCUCGCAGGUUCUGCUAGGAAGGCCCGCGUUCCUCUUCGCUACUCUUUUUGAUGCAUUUCGUUGCACUUCGUAUCCUGACUAAUAUCGGGCGCAGCAUAGUAGUGGUAGUAACGAUUGGCGGUUCGAUAGAACUGUGCGGAGGAGCGCUGCGACACCAACAAACUCCCUCUACAUAUUUAAAAGACCACGGCGAGCUUAGAUCGUUUAGAUUUCCUAGUACUACAGUAGCAGGCCGAGAAAACUGGUAAGCGCCUUCAGCCGGGCUGAUCAAUUACUUUAGCUUUGGCAUUUUUCAUGUAUUCCCGAGAAGUUUCGCCGCUCAUUUGACUCUUAGAGGCCCUCACGUCGUUUUGUAGUUAUUUGUUUGCGACACCACCAACAGCUUACCUACACGUGGCCGCGGGUGAGGUCGGUGGUGUCCACUACCGACGUAGGUGGAGCUGCAGCAGUGUGCGCCUCCGUGAGUAAGGUAGCCAAGCAAACCGCAACAAAUACAAAUACAAAUACAAAUACCAAGACUGGCUGACGCUGCCUUGUUGCUACUACAAAACAGUUCAUUUCAUGACUUUGGUAAGAUCCCAUAAUGUAUUGAUUGUCUACUCCCUCGCGUCCUCCGACAACGCCUCGGUGCGGAGCAUGUGUGCGCGCUCGUCGUGCACUGCUUCGCUCGGAGGCGUCCUCAGAGGACACGACAGGGUUCGUGGGCCGCACUACCGGAGGAAGAGGGGCUCUAUUUGGUUAUGCAUUAACUAGAAUUCACUAUAAAGCCCUGAACGUUUUGUUUGUCAAGCUGGGCUAAUGGUUCGGGUGCAUUUAUUUCUUAACCAUUCUCAAACAAGCGUGUACAUUGUAGUUGGCAGUAGGGCCGCACUACCGACUACAUGUUCGUGCUUGUGAGCGCCUUAUUUCGUCGGCUCGACUGUAGGUGGCACGAGCAAUUCAAAAACGGCAAAGCGGUUGUC
Messenger RNA from Phytophthora sojae, 2513 nucleotides. RefSeq lists its product as hypothetical. The record is from RefSeq and is a predicted model, not a curated record. Bases 21 to 518 code for a protein of 165 amino acids. Lineage: Eukaryota; Oomycota; Peronosporomycetes; Peronosporales; Peronosporaceae. The transcript has a single exon. Gene Ontology annotation, molecular function: nucleic acid binding.